Messenger RNA from Mercurialis annua (annual mercury), 543 nucleotides. RefSeq lists its product as uncharacterized. The coding region runs from base 1 to 543 and encodes 180 amino acids. The record is from RefSeq and is a predicted model, not a curated record. Lineage: Eukaryota; Viridiplantae; Streptophyta; Magnoliopsida; Malpighiales; Euphorbiaceae. The transcript has 3 exons.
AUGAAUCCUAGUGGAGCAUCGAAUGAAGAUAUUUUAGCCCAAGCAAAAAUAUUACUUAUGCAGGAUCCAGGCUAUAGUAAGGGUUUCAAAUUCGACCAUGUUUGGAAUAUCAUGAAAAAUUUUGAAAAAUUUAAUAAUAUUAGUAAGAAAAGUACAAACUUUGUAUCAUCAGAGUCGGACAGUCCUAUGUCUGAUUAUCUUACGGGAUCUCCAGGUUUAUCAAAUUUUUCUAUGAAUUUAAAUGAUGAUGGCGCAGAAGAUAAUAAACAACUAAGGGAGAUGAUGAAGAAAAGUCAGUCAGACAGAGGUAUAUAUAUGGAAAGUAAUUCCAAAAAUAUGGCACUCAAAGAAUUUAGGGAAGAAAAUAAAAUUUUGAUGAUGGACUUGAAUUCAAUUGUUGAUCCAAAUAUUCGUGCAUAUUGGGAAGUCGAACACAGACAAAUAUUUCAAAAAAGAGCUCAACAAUCAUCCUCUACUUCAAAUACUUUUGGUGACUAUUUUACUAAUAUUGGUGGAUCCGAUACCAAUCUACCAGAUUAUUGA